UCAUUCCAACACGACCAGUGAUCCCGAAACCGCUCACCGCGCAACCAACCACCCGACCUAACUUUGUUCCGAUCACACGGUGAUGAGUCUGUGAUGGGUGGAGGCUGCUCCAAGAAGCCCGAUCGCGAACGUUUCCGACGUCCAAGAGACUCGAGUGCCUCAGACAGUGUCGCCAUGACUCAGCUCAAGGACGUGGAGUUCAGUGGUAGUGAGAUUCGUGUGGAGUCGAUUCACAAGGAUGAUCUGAUCACGGUGGGGUUGAUUAAGAAGGAGUUGCACGAGAACGCGCCUGUUUUUGUGUUGAACAAUGCUUUUAUGGCGAUGCAGUUUUUGCUGAUCACAAAGACAUAAUAACCAAGAUGAGACAAGCAGCUGCAAGCCCACAAGAAAAGGAAAUGAACAAAACUCUACUCAAGGAUGAAACAGUGGAAUGCACGUACCCAGACACUAUUCUAGAUGAAGUGAAUAAAAAUAUAGUGUAUAGACCAGUAGAAGAGAACAGUAUAGGUGAAAAUUUGUUGGCCAAAAGGAUAUACGUCAUCAAUGACCUCAUUGAAGUGGUCAAGUCCAAGGAAAUACCGCAGUAUACCUCGAUUGAUAAGCCUUGUUAUCAAGUUAGGAUAGAGGAAAGUGAUAGGAAAGGCUUUGUCAAACUGACUCAGAUCCAAAACAACGCUGCCAUUUUCGCAAACCGCGAGUACGAUGAAAACUACGAACCCUUACCAGGCCCAUCAUCAAAAUCAGACUCUGAGUAUAGUUACAUCACCGAGCUAAGAACUCCAAAACAGAUUGAGGUUGACACUACAGUAGAAAGACGCGAUACCCUCCCAGAAACGUGUUUCACUCACAGAAAGGUCAAGUGUCUUCCCAGUGAGGAGCUGGACGAAGAUGAUGAAGAAGAAAGGUUGAAGUUUCUGGAGAAUCUGAAUGAAGACGAUUUUAUUAAAGAUGUUAUAUACGUUAAUUCGAAAGGGUUUAUGAAGUAUUUUCAGAAUACUUUGUUUACCACGUCGCUGGGGAAGUCAUUGGGGUUUACUGAAGAGUCGAUAGCUUCGGCUAAAGCCAUUCCUGGGAAGAUAUUUUGUGAUGACGUUGAUAUAGAGACUACGACAACAAAAACUUUUGAGGUAAUUCCAGCAGUUGGCAUCACAUGGCCUCUGGAUCAGACUUACGAAUUUAUCACUAGGGAGGACAGACCCACCAUUGUUGAUAGAAGGACAGGCAUCAAAUAUAGAUGGCCUACAGAUGGUCCUGGAGGCAUGAUAGACGAAAUCAUCGAGCUUUCUGCUGUCCUCGUUCCAAAAGGCUAUGCCAAGAAGAAAGGAAUUAACGUAGAUAACAAUCUCGAAUGGGAGAUGAACUUUCCUAAAGCAGAACGCUACCUGGAAGCUCGCAUGUCCCAUGCUCAAAUGAAGUCCUUCCUGUUACUCCUAACACUGCACAAGAGUUUCAUAGCUCCCGUGACUCAGCAGUACGGCCUCCUACCUGAGCACAUCCGCACUCACAUGUACUGGGAGUGCGAGAAAGACUACAGGAACUGGCCUGAGCACCGACUGGGCACCAAAAUGCUCAUGGUACUGAAUAAUCUAAAAAAGCGACUCUACGUUGGCGUUCUUCCCGAUUAUUUCGUCAAAGAUAAGAACUUGUUCGAGAACAUCCCUCAGAAGUACCUGCAGUACGCUCAGAAAGUGUUGUUGGAGGUGCUUGAAAACCCUGUACCGUAUUUUAUCAGUUCUUUGAGGAACUUGAGGUAUACGAGUGGAAAAUUUUACCCUUCCAUUGAUUUGAAGGAUCUGUUUGAGUCUCUUACUACGAAAAAUAGUGCUGGAUUAGUCAACCCAAAGCUUCUGACAAAUCAGCGGAUACCAUACUUGAAGAAAAGAGUGUAUAAAGACCCAGAACAGCAAAUACAGCAUUUGAGGGAAGUCAAAAUAAAGGAAAAAAUCCUCGCCAAGAGACUUAAAGAGAAAGAAGACCAACUUUUAGCCCAAAAGAAGGAAGAAUUAGAGAAAAAGGCUAAAUCUGACAUAGAUCUUGAGGUUAAGAUAGAAAAAACUCUGGAUUUGUGGAAAACUAAAUCCAUUCUGGCCUUUUUCAUCAAAAUCUUCCUGGACAUUGCGAAGAAGAGUUACGUGCUAGCGACCAAAGAACAGGCCUUGUUCUAUUUGAAACAGGCUUAUUACCUUACAAGAAUACUUGAGGAAGAAUCUCCAGCCUUUACAGAUGAAGCUAAAGAGUGGUACCAGCUUAUAAAUGUGGAAGAGUCAAAAAUUAAAAGGAAAUCUCUAAGAUCUGCCUCGAUAUCAGACAGUAAGCCUCCCACUCCUGUCAAAAAUCCGGUGGUGCAAUUCCAGUUUGACAUUUCUCCGCAUGCCAAAACCGGUUCCAUCAAGCUGAACAACCUGCAAGCAUCGUACCUCAACGGAAGUGUCAACGGGCAAGCUCCGCCUGCUUUGAGGAACCUCAAACCAGUCCAAAGGAAUACUAGUUUUAAGGAAAAUGGCACUUUGCAACAUAGUAAUAGUUUGAGGGAGAAUGGUGUGAUUCAACCACCCAGAAAAAAGACUGUGGCAUUUGUGACAUGAGUGUUUUGAAUAGAACAGAAGUGUAUAUAAGUAUUUAGUCAGUAUAUUAAUAAACAUAACUUUUAUUCGUGAUGUUUUUUUAUUUUAUUAUUUAUGUAGACUUAGAAGUUAGUGGAGAAAAUAUAUGUUGUAAAUU
Messenger RNA from Sitophilus oryzae (rice weevil), 2721 nucleotides. RefSeq lists its product as uncharacterized. The transcript is spliced from 8 exons. Bases 360 to 2585 code for a protein of 741 amino acids. The record is from RefSeq and is a predicted model, not a curated record. Lineage: Eukaryota; Metazoa; Arthropoda; Insecta; Coleoptera; Curculionidae.